Cantharellus anzutake is the source of this 749-nucleotide messenger RNA. RefSeq lists its product as uncharacterized. The transcript is spliced from 2 exons. NCBI's taxonomy places the organism in Eukaryota, Fungi, Basidiomycota, Agaricomycetes, Cantharellales, Hydnaceae. The coding region runs from base 140 to 532 and encodes 130 amino acids. The record is from RefSeq and is a predicted model, not a curated record.
UAGUAAUUCUUCCGCCGUGCGAAAAGAACGGAUCAAGAAAGAAUUCGAGUCUUUAGCGAGGGAUCAUCUGGGCGAGUGCGAUUUUAUGUAGGCAGAACAAACAGUGUUAAACUCGGAUGAUUUUCGCUGAUAUGCAACGAUGAUUCCUUGCGACAGGGUUUUCGAUACUCUCCGUCAUAGUCCAUGGUACAAUCUAUAUCGCCCGGAAGGCGUAGCCCCCGUCACAACCACACGCUAUGUCUAUGGCAAUCCCCUCAUCGCACGGACAAUGAUCGAGCAUAACUUUGUCGCUGGCUUACACGUUCCAACAAACCUUAUUCUGAUUGGAGACGAGAAGCAAACGUUCAUCGUUUAUGACGUUCCCAGCAGUCUCAUUGGCGUUGAGAAUCCAGUGAUCACUUUUGAGAGUCAGCCUGAAAGUGGAGGAUUGGAAAGCUUAAGGGCGGCUGCUGAAGUACUGGACAAGAAGGUUGAGGGACUAUUGAAGACGGUCAUUCAAAGAGCCGACGUGCUUACUAAGGCGAAGCUAUAGAGGCUGCUACUGUAUGUACUUAUUGCUAGCCUCAAGAAGCUAGUUUGUUUCUGGUUUUAAAGCAAGUUUCCGACCAAAAUUGUAACGCGAAUACACCACCACACUCAUUAUGCUCUCAUAGGCUGUAAUUGCGGCCGCACUGCCACGUCGUAGAGUACAACAACAACCCACAACAGGAAACUCAUGCACUAUGCGCUCACCGAAGGGUAGACGACUG